Megalops cyprinoides (Indo-Pacific tarpon) is the source of this 5183-nucleotide messenger RNA. It is a transcript of the gene npdc1a, whose product is annotated as neural proliferation, differentiation and control, 1a. The record is from RefSeq and is a predicted model, not a curated record. Bases 223 to 1155 code for a protein of 310 amino acids. NCBI's taxonomy places the organism in Eukaryota, Metazoa, Chordata, Actinopteri, Elopiformes, Megalopidae. The transcript has 9 exons. Gene Ontology annotation, cellular component: membrane.
UACGGCCGCAGCUUAGCAGAGCUGUCCGUCAGCUGGAGUGUACACACCGAGCAGUACCUGGACGGACAGGAUCUGAGGCCCUUCGCGCCUCUUAGUCGGUGUUUUGGUUAUCGGCGAAUAAUCUUAAUAUUUGGUGCAUUUUUCCAGGGAAAGUCGGAUAGGGGAAUGACUAGCCUCGAUUCCCCGUGCCUGUUUCUCCGUCCGUAAGGAGCGCUAUCAAGGAUGCUACCUCCGAGAAGUAUCAAGAACCGACCCCGGGCCUCUCUACCACCCGGGGUCCUUCUCUGUGCAAUUCUGGUUGCUGUCAGCGCGAGUAUGCCAGCGGACAAAUGUCCUCGCAGCCUCGACUGCGCCCGUGAAAAACGCCAUUUCUGUCAGCCAGGCUCCUCCAACUGUGGCCCAUGCCUCUCCCCGUUCGAGGAGAAUGAUGACGGGCGGUGUGUGAUCAGGAAGAGGCACACCCACCACAGUAAAAUGACCUCAUUUCCAGAGCUGGAUGAAGAGAUUGACUUCCUGUCCUCUGUCAUUGCCAAACAAGAAGAUUCGGAAAUCAAACAAUCAGUAACACCCUCUCAGGUGAGCCCGAAAGCCAAGCUUGGAGAUCCACAGAAGAAGAGCCCGUCCAAUGCCACAGUAGGACACCCCAGAACAAGCAGCCCCCCCACCUCACCGCCCCACCCUCCCACGCAGCCGGCGGACCGUAGCGGGCCCCUGGCGAUCCCCUACCCCUCCAAGGAUGGCCUUCUGAUCAUUAUGGUUGGUGUGUGUAUCGUUGUGGGGACUGUGGCUUUGAUUCUGGCAGCAAUUUGCUGGGUCAGGUUGCAGAAGGAAUCACGCAUGGCCCAGAAGGUGGAUUACCCAGCAUUUAAUGUAAUGGCACCCACCUCCUCCGACAGAACCUCGCCAGGGGAUAAGAAGCUAGCUCAGAGCGCCCAGAUGUAUCACUACCAGCAUCAAAAGCAACAGAUGUUAUCAAUGGAGAAACACAAAGAGGAGCCCAAGAUACCAGACUCAGGGGCCACGUCAGACGAGGAAAAUGAGGAUGGGGACUUCACAGUGUACGAGUGUCCUGGAUUGGCACCAACUGGAGAGAUGGAGGUUAAAAACCCACUGUUUGAUGAUUCUACGCUGCAUUCCCAGAGGAACCACAAGUAACACACACAUACAAAUGCACACACACAAACACACACUCUCAACCUGUGGUAAAAUACUCAAACAUAAACACAUACAGCAAAAUGCACCAUCACACAAAUAGAUGUGAACACUGUAUAUCAAUAGUCUAAAACAUUACACAGACAAACCUACACACAAUCACAGGAGGGAAAACCCUCCCCUGUACUGUCGGAAAGGCCUACCAGACAUCCCCUGUGGUGUACCAAGUAUCUCAGAAUAAAUGGGGGAAGCAUGAGACAAGGACAAGGGCAGAGCGUCUGAAGAAGAGAUGAAAUUGACUGUACAGAGAUCUGCCAGGACUCCAGCGAGCCACCUGGACACACUGCCCCCCGAUGGAAAUUCUGUGGAAUUGCAUCCCAGUUUGAGCAUUACCCCACAUUGACCCUUCCCCCCUCUCUGCUGUCCUGACCAGGUUCAUUCCCUGCUGUCUCCCCCUGACUGUUCACCAUUCAAGAAGCUGACAUCUCCUCCCAUCCACACAACCCCCUCUCACACAUAUAUUUUCUUCUUUCUCUCAACAUAGUUUCUGUUAAGCUUUCACUGAUUUAUGUUUUUUUCUCUCUGUUUGCUUUGUCUUUUUUUAGUGGUUGUCUUUUAGUUGACCAUAGUGAAAGGAGGACCAUGUGUAGAUUAUGCUGAGUUUGUCUUCUCUUUCUCUUUGUGUUUGGUUGUGCUUACUCUCUCUCUGUCUGUGUCUCUGUAUCUCUGUAUUUCUCACUCUCAGUGAUGUAGCUGUUCUCACCAUGUCAUCCUGUAUAACCGGUGCUCCGGUGCUUUCCAAAAAGCUCUUAUUUGGUUGAGAUAAAAUAAGACAUCAUUCACACACACACACACACAUACACACACAUUUGGGGAGCAAGAACAACAAAAAUGGGGGGUAUCAAGAUUUCUGCCACAGACAGUCCCUUGAAUAUGUACCCCCGUCCCCCAAGUAUUUAACCCAAUGUAAAUUGUGCAAAGAAGUGAAAGCUGUAAAACUCACACUUCAGCUGAUACUAUGCUGAUUCCCAGAAUGACCUCUGAGCUGCACGGAUGUGUUUCAAGAUUUGAUCCAGAAUAUACAGAGUGAAAUACGCUUGGAGUGAAAUCUGCUCUAAGUGGAAUCUGCCUUGGUUGCAGUACAGAAGAGAGAGACCUGGGGCUCACUGUAAGUGCGAUAUACUGUGAGAUCAAUACUGUCAAUUCUUUCCUUUUUUAAGUACUGCUUGUCAGGGAGGAUUGUGCUCUCAGAAAUAUCAAAUUUCUUUUUGGCAAAUGUGCAAAUGUUGAUUUCUGUCUGUACUUGUUUCAAAAAACAAUUGCAGGUGGAUAUUUUUUUUUUUACAUUCCAUAUGAAAGAUUUUAGUAACUUUCACACACUGUAUGUACAUACACGUUAGACUUUAAGCGACACCAGUUAAUAGUUUUAUGCAUGAAGUGAUUUCAGUGUGUUAAGAAAAUGAAAAUUUAUAUUGUUUUCAUGUAUGUAUGUAUACAUGUGUGUGUACAUAUUAUUUAUAAUAUGUGCACACACACAUAGCUACAUGCAUACAUGGAGUACCCACGUGGAGUUACAUAUUAAAUCCCCUUCAAUGUAAUGUCUGAAAUGUGAGCAGACAUGUAAUGUGAUGAAUGUCCUUAUCUCAAUGAAAUUCCAAAGAAUUGUAAAAAGCUGGAACAAUUUCUGCACCAGAGCCCACACAUUGUGUAAAUAUCUCAGACCAGUAUCAUCUGUCUACCAUCAACUGACUCACACACAACUGACUGAACCUCCUUUUUAAUGUAAAUACGUACAAAUGUGUCAAGAAAUAAAUCUACCCACCUAUAUGUAUGGAUCUGAACAUGCUGAAUUAUCUGGUAAUUCCAAUUCUCCAUUAACUUAAACACUUUGUGAAUCUGAUUCUAUUGUAGGACGCUGUGUGUCACCUGUGUCUUUGGGGGGCAUUACUGCAUGUCACAAGCCAGUUAGUGAACAGUAUUCAUACUGGUCAAGGGGCACCUGCCUUGAAAUAAGGGCCACUGAACAAUUGAAAACAAAUAAGUGAAAUGAGGUUCCACUCAAAUCACCUCACAACCUGUUUAUCUUGUUGGUCAUGCCUUGUGUUCUAUUCAGAUUUGUCCUUGAUGUUAGCUGAAAUACACAAGUAUAUGCCACAAACAGCUAAAUCGUUUCAAUGGUUGGACAACUAUGUGGACUUGUUAACAUGUUAACAGAGAAUAGUUUUUUUAAGCAAAAAAAACUUCUUUCCGUUGAGAGUGCAAGCUACAAAGUCUGUUUCCUGUUCUGAUUCUCACCACAAUCAGAUUUAAAUAAACUGAUAAGACAAUUAGACUGUCCUGGAACUGCACUAAAUUUAAAGAAAAAACUAGAACGAAUUUAAUAGCCAACUUCACUGUAACCUCUCCAGCUCUUCAAAGAUACGGACUAAAUUUGUUCACCUGGAGGGAGAGUUGCUAUCAGAUUAAAAGAAAACAAACUUUGGUUCAGAGAUCAAAAUUUGAGUACCAGUCCCUCAAAUGUAUCUGUGCUAUCCAUUAGAUGAUUAAAGACAUGAACAAGGAUAAAAAAGGCAAAAAUGUGAUUCCACCUCUUUGAUAGUGAAUGUUGUCAUGCCUUAAAAGUAAUCAUCAAGGGAGAGCAGACUAGUCAAACUGUGCACUCUGUGUGUGUGCUUGUGUGUGUAUGCAAGUCUGGCAUGUUCCUCUCCUGUUACAUUAUGUAGUUCUCAAUAUUUUUCUACAAAAAAGCGCUUUUUAACUGUGCGGCUAAUUGUUUACUAGCUAUGAAUGCUCCCAACCUGACGUUUUGUAAUGCUAUCUGUUGUACAGUUCACUCAAUCACAACAGUCUAAAUAAAUAACUACUGCUCACUAGGUGGGGGGAAGUCAAUGCAGACAUGCAGGAUCUGCACUUGAGCACACACAUCCACUCUUACACAUGCUCAGCACCCCACAUAAACACCCUCUGUGAAUCUGAAACAAACACCAGUAAUCCUAAGGGGAUGACUGUGGCUUUUAACUGAACUGAUUGUGGAAAAAAACCUCGAACGCUAGCAAAGGGGACACACACCGUUCUCACUCCCCAAGCUUGUAAUGGGCCAUUUUUGCCACUUAUAGGUGUGCUUUUUGGGGGAGCAGUAGGGUGGAAGAUGCCUUUUGAGGCAGCGCUGGGCCAUUAAGGCCAUUGUACUGCCUGAUAGCAGGAGGCAAGCAGUUAAGUGGUCGAGGUAGAUAGACCCCAUCAGCCGAGAGUAACACAGCUCCUAUACCGCAUUUGGGUUGUGACAGUUAAUUUUUGAAAGCCUCGAUCAAGGCUAGCUCCAACUUCCCUAAUUGCCUGAAGGAAAGGUCCUGAAGAGACAUAUCAGUCAGAUGUUGUUGAAACGGGUUGAAAUGCUCUGUGAGGACAGUAUAGGUGAGCCUGGCCCAACCAGAAUCCAGUGUAAAGCUGGGCUUGGUUAUGAUAGAGAGUCAUGUAGAGUCAAGUAGCUUAAGCCAAAUUUCUACUCCUGAGGCAUAGAGAUUUGGAACUGACAAAACAAUGAAACCAAGCUGGUCAGCAGUGGUCCAUGGAGAAAACCACAUGGGGACAGUAGGGGGCAGUGAGGAAGUCGCUAUUGUCUAUAGUAGAAUGCAAAUUAAUUUUUUCAAACACUGCAAAAAUAGAAUCGGCCCUUGGUGCAGAAGGCAUGAAGGUAGCAAUCAAUGUGGAUGUCAAAGCUCAAGGCAUUUAGGAGAGUUUAGGGAAAUAUUUAGAGGUGGUCUGACUGGUUCGGGGGCAGGGCAGCAUAUGAGCAAUUCAAUGGGGGUUGGGGGUGGUAUUAAGAAUGGGGAAACUCUGUGACUGAGUGGAAUAAACUAAAACACAUAGUUUUGGGGAACAUAUCAUGCCCCUGCAUUAACUCCCACUUUGGUGACCAAACCUUACAUUUUGUAUGGCAGGUCGAGUCAGCAUGUGUUGCUGGGGGAAACUCUGCCCCUCAAGUGAUUUACAAAUUGUUUCACAACUUGGGCAGUUUGACCUGCAUGUAG